CUGUUUGAAUCGGUUUAUUAAAUAAUUAAAGCGACUCGCGCAUCCGUUCUUGAACCUAUGAUCAGCAUUUUUUCUUCUGCUUCGUUAUCAAAUAUCCACAUGUGUGGGAAACUAAUAGCUAUGUACUUUUCACUCAUCGUCUCUCGGUAAUCAAAUCCAUCCAAGUUUUCAUACAUCGCGGUGCUGUUAAAGUGUGCUAAAUUUACAUAGUUUCAGUUUUAUCGCUUUCGUUCGCGUAUUUUUAUUACCUACUGUUUGUAUUGAUUUUCGAGAAAAAAUCUUUGAAAGUGUUCCCAGUGCAUUCGUUCAAGAUGAGGAUCAUUUUUUGGGGGAAUUCUCUUCAUUCUGCUACACUCAUCUUACUCUAUAUUAAUGUAGCUGUGAAUAUGUUGUAUUUCAAAUCAGUCUGGUAUGAUUACCACGACACAGAAAAUGAGUAUAAUUUGAGAAUGUACACAAUUGGUAUUAUUCUGACGUCAUUUGAAACGAUCACAUUACUCAUCACUAUCUUCUCAGUGAAUAAGAAAAAAUCUAGUAUGGCGGAUUGGGCAAUCGUCACUUUGAUCUGCAACUCGUGUUUAAUCAUUUGCACCGCGGUAAUUUACCUCGCAGGAUCCGAGUUUAGGAUGAAAGUGGAAGAUCUUGCUCAUUUGAAGAAAAAUAUUUCCCAUCAGUCGUCAGCGUCGGAAUCCGAAUUCAGUAUAAAAACAAGAAUCGUCUUCACGAUCCUCAUCGAAUGCUUUUAUCGCUUUGGCUCUGUCGUUUUGAAGAUUUAUUCGGCAUUCACCAUUCAUCUGUACAAAAACGAGCUUGAAUUUCCUACGUUAAUGGAUAACCUUUUACAGAGGAAUAUUCCUCCUCCUCCAGCACCACCUGAAUAUGCGCUAUGGUAUGGACCUUCUCCUUCGAGUCAAGCUGAUUCAAAUGAGUAUGAAGCUCCACCUCCGUAUAGUGUGGUCGUCGUUGAGAGAUAUUAAGACUUAUUGAGGUCACGUCACAAGUGGAUGGAUCAUUUUUUUUUUAUUCUUUUAUAUUGUUUAAUGAGAUGUUGUUCCUUUAUAAAAUAAGUAUACUUUAUACCCAUU
Planococcus citri (citrus mealybug) is the source of this 1085-nucleotide messenger RNA. RefSeq lists its product as uncharacterized. The transcript is spliced from 5 exons. The coding region runs from base 312 to 977 and encodes 221 amino acids. The record is from RefSeq and is a predicted model, not a curated record. NCBI's taxonomy places the organism in Eukaryota, Metazoa, Arthropoda, Insecta, Hemiptera, Pseudococcidae.